Megalobrama amblycephala (Wuchang bream) is the source of this 1141-nucleotide messenger RNA. It is a transcript of the gene dguok, whose product is annotated as deoxyguanosine kinase. Gene Ontology annotation, molecular function: ATP binding; deoxynucleoside kinase activity. The coding region runs from base 64 to 837 and encodes 257 amino acids. The record is from RefSeq and is a predicted model, not a curated record. The transcript is spliced from 7 exons. NCBI's taxonomy places the organism in Eukaryota, Metazoa, Chordata, Actinopteri, Cypriniformes, Xenocyprididae. Gene Ontology annotation, biological process: nucleobase-containing compound metabolic process. Gene Ontology annotation, cellular component: cytoplasm; mitochondrion.
GGCGCGAAUGAAUGGUCCAGCUUCUGUCGUGUGAAUGACGUGAAUGUAGUUUUUCUGUCAGGAAUGAGUGUGAGGAGGAUAACUCGACUGUUCUCGAGUAAACUCAUGAGCAGAAGCGAUCAAAUAAAGAGCGUGUCGAUCGAAGGAAACAUCGCGGUCGGGAAGUCCACAUUCGCGCGGCUGCUGCAGAGAGCGGAGCAGGACUGGGAGGUGAUCGCUGAACCCGUCAGUAAAUGGCAGAAUGUGGACCAAACCAACCAGACAGAGCAUCAUCCUCAGCAGUCCAGCAGUAACCUGUUACAGAUGAUGUAUCAUGACCCCAAGCGCUGGUCCUACACGUUCCAGACCUUCUCCUGCAUGAGCCGCAUGCGCACACAGCUGCAGCCACUUCCUGUCCGAGCGUCCGGAGCGGUGCGGGUGUACGAGCGCUCCGUCUACAGCGACCGGUACAUCUUCGCUCUGAACAUGUUUGAGCUGGGCUGUAUGAACUCCACCGAGUGGGCCGUGUAUCAGGACUGGCACUCCUUCCUCGUGGAGCAGUUCGGCCGCCGGAUUCAGCUGGAUGGCAUCAUAUAUCUGCGAGCGUCUCCACAGACGUGUAUGGAGAGGUUAGGCAGACGAGGCCGAGUGGAGGAACAGGGAAUUCAGCUCGACUACCUGGAGAAGCUGCACACGCGACAUGAAGACUGGCUCGUCGACAGGAAGACCAGGGUUCAUUUUGAGCACCUGGAGACGGUGCCGGUGUUGGUUCUGGAUGCUGAAGUGGAGUUUGAGAAGGACCCGAAAGUGCAGGACAAUCUCCUAACAAAGGUUAGACAUUUUUUCAGUGCAUUAUAAACUGCAUCGUGGGACCGAAGCGCAAGGAUUGUUUUGUAUGGACGUUUCUGUAGGACCGGAUCUCGGAUCAGGAGUGUCGGACCAAACCACAGAUCUGAAUCUGAAGUUUUCUCAGCGUUCAGUGGAGAUGAAAGACAAUUCACUGCAGCAAUAUGUUUCAAAAACUGCACCGUGACACGUAUAAACUAUAAAUGUUAUGUUUUAUAACAUUCACUUUAAGAUCUGACUGACAAGUGGGUGAUUUCUUGUUAUAUUGUUUUUUAUCCUUAACUUAUUCCAAUAAACCUGCACACCUAAACAUGAA